Messenger RNA from Lachancea thermotolerans CBS 6340, 606 nucleotides. It is a transcript of the gene FUN14, whose product is annotated as Fun14p. The transcript has a single exon. The coding region runs from base 1 to 606 and encodes 201 amino acids. Lineage: Eukaryota; Fungi; Ascomycota; Saccharomycetes; Saccharomycetales; Saccharomycetaceae. The record is from RefSeq and is a predicted model, not a curated record.
AUGAGCUUUGCCAGACCAUUCUUAUUCCAAAAAACCGCGCUAGGUCAAUUGCGAAAAUUCCUGUCGCCUUUCAGUUUUGGCAAAAGCAGGCUUAUGUCCUCAGGCGCAAGGGCCGCGAAGGCUCCUCUGUAUUCGGGAUUCGUUGGAUACAAGACCGUUGGUUUUGCCGCAGGUACAUCUUUGGCGAUGCUUCUAUCGACCAUCUCGAGCAAAAACAUUAUUCGCAGUGACACCAUACUGGAUGUAAAACAGCGUAACGCAGGAUUGCCAGAAGAAAUUGGCUUACCAGGCCAGCGCGGGAAGAGUGCAGUGAGCAAGAAAGUGAAUUACAGAGAACUUUGUUUAGGGUCUGUGUUGGGACUUAUGAUAGGUGUUGUUGUUGGCAAAAUAUCCUCAGUUUUGGUCUUUGUCACUGCAUGUGGUCUUCUCAGCCUACAGUGGCUCAGUAACAGGGGCUUAGUUGACAAGAACGCGACUUGGGGUCUCUCAAAGUAUAUUGUGAAGACCGGCAGAGAAUCGGUUGAUUUGAACACUCUUAUUUGGGACAAGCCUAGUUUCAAGGUUCCAUUCAUUUUAACAUUCGUACUUGCAGCACUUAACGUCUAG